CGCUUCCUGCUUCAUAGGAGCGGCUCGGUUUCUUUCAUUACGGCCGCUGUGUGCAGGAGUUUAUAAUGGUUAUUAUUUGAAGAGACCAGCAGAGAUUCGGAGUUGAGGAGGUUUGAACCUCCUUCGUCUUCUCAGCUUGUCAGUACUCUGCAUUCUCAGUCACUGAAUUACAAAAUGCAUUUGGCCGUGCUCGUAUUUGCCUCUGUGCUCCCUGUAACCACCUUAGCCCUCGACAAUGGAGUGAUGAGGACCCCUCCCAUGGGCUGGUUGGCAUGGGAACGAUUCCGCUGUGAUAUUGACUGUGACCAUGACCCCAAGAACUGCAUCAGUGAGAAUCUGUUCAUCGACAUGGCAGACAGACUCUCAGAGGACGGCUGGAGGGAACUUGGGUACGUCUAUGUGAACAUAGAUGACUGCUGGUCCUCCAUGGAGAGAGACAAGGAGGGUCGACUGCAGCCUGACCCAAAGAGAUUCCCGGGAGGCAUCCACAAGUUGGCACGCUACAUGCACGACAGGGGUCUCAAGCUGGGGAUCUACGGGGACAUGGGCACACACACCUGUGGGGGCUACCCUGGUACCCCACUGGACAAGAUCAAGAUAGAUGCUCAGACCUUUGCUGACUGGGAGGUGGAUAUGUUAAAAUUGGAUGGCUGUUAUUCUAAUGCCACUGAGCAGGAGCAGGGUUACCCUCUCAUGUCAAAGGCUUUAAACGCUACAGGCCGUCCCAUUGGCUACUCCUGCAGCUGGCCCGCCUACCAGGGUGGCCUGCCACCGAAGGUAAACUACACUCAGUUGGGUGAGAUCUGCAACCUGUGGCGUAACUAUGGCGACAUCCAGGACUCUUGGGACAGUGUCCUGAACAUUAUUGACUGGUUCUUUGAAAAUCAGGAUAUUCUGACACCUGCAGCCGGACCUGGAAGAUGGAACGACCCUGAUAUGCUGAUUAUUGGUGACUUUGGCCUCAGCAUGGACCAGUCCCGUGCUCAGAUGGCUCUGUGGGCAAUUAUGGCCGCUCCUCUUUUCAUGUCCAAUGACCUGCGCACCAUCAGCAGUGGGGCCCGCAGCAUCCUGCAAAACAAAAUGGCCAUCAGCAUCAACCAGGACCCCAUGGGCGUUCAGGGAAGACGAAUUGUUAAGGAGAAGAGUGGCAUUGAGGUGUUCUGGCGCCCGCUGUCAAGCAAUGCCAGUGCCUUGUUGUUCUUCAGUCGUCGUAAUGACAUGCCCUACCGCUACCAGACUUCCCUGAGUAAACUCAACUACACCACCGGCAGCUACAAGAUCUUUGAUGUCUUCACUGGCAAGGCCACGAUGCUGAAAGACUCCACUGACUUUGUGGUGUCAGUGAACCCCACAGGUGUGGUCAUGUGGUAUGUCUCUGCACCUGCCAAACUGAACCUCCACCGGUUCUACAAAGGUGGCAAACUCCGGGGAUCUGCCCGCAAUGAUGAUGCUGAAAACACCAUUCCUCGUGUCUUUCUGUGACCGCUCACUGUCUUAACUUCAUUGUCUAACAAUCAAAUCACAGGCCUCAGCGCAGUGGCUUCUGUGUUAACUGAUGAGACCUCACAUGUUCAUGGUCUAGUGCUCAAAGGACUGCUACUAUUAACCAAAAGUGCCAAUGACGAAGACAGGUUGUCAUAAGAGCAUGGCACUAUCUUUUCUAAGUAAUGAAAUCACUGUGAGCAUCCAGAUAUGUCAGUAAUCUGAAAUUAUCUGUGAUCCUGGAAAUUUUGCACCUGCAGCAUCAGCACUGAUCAAGUAAAAGGGUUACUUCACAGAGCAGGAUGACGAAGGCCACUGCCAUGCAAGCUUUUCAGAACGAUGUUUACAUUUAAAUUUUGCUUUAUUUCAAGGAUAAUUGUUUUAUUCUGUCAAGAUCCAGAUGUUGCACUGCUCAGGAAAAUGGUCACGACUGUAUGUUUAAAAAAUGAAAAUGGUUUUUAUAAGAAAUUCUGUAAAUGUAUUCAUUGAAUAAGAUACGUUUCAAUCAAAAAGCUGUUUGUUUCAAUACAUUUUGAAUCAUUUAGGUGCAGUUCUCAUUAGUCACUGGGGCGUCUUGCAUUACUUCAUCAGACCUUUUAAAGAAUUGUAACAUAGAGCAGCACAGCGCUGCUCUUGCAGGGACUUUCAGACCUUCUCCUAUCAGUGACUACAUGCUACUUUAGCACUCUAUUCACUCUUACGCACACUAUUAUGGACAAUUAGACAUUUUACUGGAGUGGCCUUAACCCAAAAACCUGACAAUAAAUCACCAGUAACACUGAAGGAUCCUGUUGAGCAUACUUUAUGCAGUUCCCAUAAACAUGUAAAUGUACUGUACUCUCAGCAGUGGAGUGCUGUCACUUUAUUAGGAUGUGAUCAACAUGGUUUCACUUCAGCUUCUGAUACAUUUCCAUAUACUGCUAAAAUCGUAAUAGGCUGUUAUUUACUUUGAACUUUCACUUCCCAGUUGCUAAGAAUCAAGGCAUGGUGGUUUAAAGUUGUGGCUUUGCUGUUUGGGGGAAUUACAAUGCUAUUAUCAUUGCCAAAUACUGCUUCAGUCUUUAGUUUGUGUACUAAAUUCAUGUGAACAUUUGUCUAGAAUAAUGUGGAAUUUUUCAUUAAUGACUUGAAAUAAACAGCUUUCAUUUAUGACAGUGGCUUACAAUGGCUAACAAACAGACAACAGCCUGUCAGGCACGAUGCCUUUUGAGGAUUAGAUGAUUAUGUAUUUUGCAGGUGAAUAAACAUACAGAUUUUGUAAACACAAUUAGAAGAAACCUAAUUCAAAGAUUAGUUUAAAUAAAGAUCAGAAAAUAAAGACAGAGAGGGAAACCUUAUAAUUUAGCCAACAUGAACACAGACUCACAGGCGUAUUGAGCCAGUAGAGGUCAGCACUGCUCUUUAGAGUGUAUAGACGUGGCAACACAGGCCUUCCAGUCCUAUCUGCUGCCAAAAAAUGCACCUGCUGUACAACACAAGGACAGUCAGCCCAUUCGCUUGGUCCUUUAUCUCCCUGUUAUGAUUUACUCUCCUCUGACGUCACCUUCUCCUAUUUUGUACACAUGUACAACAAUGUAUAAACCCUAUUAUACAAUA
This is a messenger RNA of Seriola aureovittata, 3078 nucleotides long. Its product is annotated as alpha-N-acetylgalactosaminidase-like. Gene Ontology annotation, biological process: oligosaccharide metabolic process; glycoside catabolic process; glycosylceramide catabolic process. Gene Ontology annotation, molecular function: alpha-galactosidase activity. The record is from RefSeq and is a predicted model, not a curated record. The transcript is spliced from 9 exons. NCBI's taxonomy places the organism in Eukaryota, Metazoa, Chordata, Actinopteri, Carangiformes, Carangidae. The coding region runs from base 175 to 1482 and encodes 435 amino acids. Gene Ontology annotation, cellular component: cytoplasm.